Phyllostomus discolor (pale spear-nosed bat) is the source of this 1905-nucleotide messenger RNA. RefSeq lists its product as uncharacterized. The transcript has 2 exons. Lineage: Eukaryota; Metazoa; Chordata; Mammalia; Chiroptera; Phyllostomidae. The coding region runs from base 141 to 956 and encodes 271 amino acids. The record is from RefSeq and is a predicted model, not a curated record.
GUUUCAGGGUGGGCCCAUGCUCCUCCAGGCCUUACCCCUAAACACCCUCCUCCAGCAGGGGCAGCCCAGCGGUAUUUCAGAGCCUCCUCCUACCUAGAGGCUGUUUUUCGUUCUGCCGAGGGGAGCUUGCUCCUAAGCGAAUGAGGUCCAAGCUGCUAUGUUGUAGGGGGCCACGGAGGCGGGGAGUGAUUGGAAGGAUCCCGACACCCUGGGCGCCUGCCCGGCUGCGAUCUGGCCCAAAGACGCGCUUUCCAAAAGCUAUAAAACCGCCUCCCGGGUCAACCCCGCAAAACCACUCAAGUCUGAGACGGCAGGACCAACAACCCUCUGCGAAGGCGAUUCUGGGCGCCUCCGGGCCGCCCCGCCCCGUCCUGGCCCCACCUCCCACCAGCCCCUCAGAGUUGCGGAGAAAACCUGGAGAGCGAUUAGCUUGGACUGAAACACUGCGCAUGCCCAAUAGCAGGAUCUGGUGGAGGUUGCCUAAAGGAAGGUUUUCUUCGAAGGACCCCCGUGCCCAGGUUGGGGACAAACAACGGAGACAGGUGGCGUUGCGCCGUGGCGCCCUUUCUCCUGGUCCGCCUGCGCGACACCCCUUUAGCGGAAAGACUGAGGGGGCUGCGCCUCGCGCGGUGUCAAAGACUCAACUAGCGGGGCUGGGGGAGGGGGUGCGCACGGCGGUAUCGCCGCGACACGUGACUGUCCGCGGUGCUUCGGGCAGCCAUCUUCCGUCCGGCCAGCGGGCAGCGGGCGAGCGGAGCGGACGCCGGAGCCCACGGGUUUGGGGCAGGGCGCCCUUCUCCCCGGCACGCCUUCCUGCAGGGUUCAAGGCUCCCAGUUGCGGCACCUGCCUCGUCUGCCCAAGGCGGCGGAAUCGUUGCCUUGGCCCUAGGUUUUCCUGCAGGGCGGAGGAGCAAACUAAUGACUAUGAAAUGCAUAGGAUAGACUUCGAGGGCUGAUGAUCUCUGCUUUCCCCAGAGGUUAAAGUUGGAGAAAGGGCCUCCUUUCCCUAAGGUAGUGACACCCUUGCUCCAACUAACUUCUUGUUCUAACCCAUUCCCUGCAGAGGAGAUGUGAUGUGUUGGCAGAAACAUCUGGACAGAUUCUGUUGCUCUUCCGUGCAUGCAGUAUCCCACAGUCCCUUCUGGGGGACAACUUGGAUGAUGAUAGUUAGAGUGAAUAUUUAUGGAGCUCCUGCCACAUAGCACUUGGGGUUCCUGUGAUCUUAGGCCCAGCCUUGUCACCAUCAUAAAAGAAUUUGUCAGAAUUGCAAAAUUCUAGACCUAAGGGUCGGAUCCUGCAGUCCAAUGAACAAGCCCUCCAGGUGGUUCUCUUAGACAUUUUAUUUCUCGAUUCCAACUGAAUCUCAGGUCAACCUACUUUACAAAUGCAGCAUUGAAAUUUUACAUAGCUGACCCUGCAACAGGGGUGUUGAACUCGUUUUAACAUGGGGCCACAUCAGCCUCCUGGAUGCCUUCAAAGGGCGAAUGUAAUUUUAGGACUGUAUAAACGCAACUAUUCAACUGUUAAGGGAGAGUUCCGAGCUGCCACCAGGUAGAAGCCAGGUAGAAACAAGGGGCAGGGCAGAUAAAACAAUGUGGAGGGCAGGAUUCAUCCCACUGGCCUUGUGUUUCCACCUGUAAUCUAACCUAAUUGCACUUGUAGCCUCUCCCAGGAAUGUAACUUUUAACCACUUAAUCUGGAAUCACCUGAUCCACACAAGUGAGGUAAUCUGAUUGAUAGACCCCAAUUCUUCCCCCAAAGAAAAGUGACCUUGCCUGAAAGAAUAUACUUCUUGUUAGAAAUUUGCUUCUCUUGCCCCACUUCUGCCUUUAAAAGCCUUCCAUUUUUAAUUUAAUCUUUAUUGUAUUUCUUCCAUGACCAUUUUGUCCUCUUCUAUGUCCUUUU